This is a messenger RNA of Prinia subflava (tawny-flanked prinia), 2151 nucleotides long. RefSeq names its product DAZ-associated protein 1. Gene Ontology annotation, biological process: regulation of translation; central nervous system development. Gene Ontology annotation, cellular component: cytoplasm. The transcript is spliced from 12 exons. Bases 144 to 1373 code for a protein of 409 amino acids. The record is from RefSeq and is a predicted model, not a curated record. Lineage: Eukaryota; Metazoa; Chordata; Aves; Passeriformes; Cisticolidae. Gene Ontology annotation, molecular function: mRNA binding.
CCGGGCCGGGGGCGGCGGGGGGGGAACCGGGACACAGGAACCGGGACACGGCCGGGAGCGCCCGCCCGCGGCCCCGCGACCCACCGCUGGCACCGCCGCCACCGGAGGGAAGAGCCGGGCGCGGCCCCGGAGGAGCCGCCGCCAUGAACAGCGUGGGAGGCGCCGAUGAGAUCGGAAAGCUGUUCGUGGGUGGCCUGGACUGGAGCACGACACAAGAAACCCUUCGUAGCUACUUCUCCCAGUAUGGAGAAGUUGUAGACUGUGUAAUAAUGAAAGACAAAACAACAAAUCAAUCUCGAGGAUUUGGAUUUGUCAAAUUUAAAGAUCCCAACUGUGUGGGAACAGUGCUGGCCAGCAGACCUCAUACGUUAGAUGGCCGAAACAUUGAUCCAAAGCCAUGCACACCUCGGGGGAUGCAGCCAGAGCGGACACGGCCGAAGGAAGGAUGGCAGAAAGGAUCCAGGAGCGAUAACAAUAAAUCCAAUAAAAUUUUUGUUGGUGGGAUUCCUCAUAACUGUGGCGAGACAGAGCUCAGGGAAUACUUCAAGAAGUUCGGAGUGGUCACUGAAGUUGUAAUGAUCUAUGACGCAGAGAAACAGAGGCCCCGAGGUUUUGGAUUUAUUACUUUCGAGGACGAACAAUCAGUGGACCAGGCUGUCAACAUGCAUUUUCACGACAUCAUGGGCAAAAAAGUGGAGGUGAAACGUGCUGAGCCUCGGGACAGCAAGAGCCAGACUCCGGGGCCACCAGGGGCCAGCCAGUGGGGGAGCAGGAUCAUGCCAAGCGCUGCCAACGGCUGGGCAGGGCAGCCCCCUCCCACCUGGCAGCAGGGAUACGGCCCCCAAGGGAUGUGGGUGCCAGCUGGACAGGCAAUUGGUGGAUAUGGACCCCCUCCUCCAGGCAGAGGAGCUCCUCCCCCACCACCACCAUUUACCUCAUACAUCGUCUCCACACCUCCCGGGGGAUUCCCGCCUCCACAAGGAUUCCCACAGGGCUAUGGCACCCCUCCACCAUUUAGUUUUGGUUAUGGUGCUCCACCUCCUCCACCUGACCAGUUUGCCCCCCCUGGAGUCCCCCCUCCUCCUGCCACUCCGGGGGCAGCUCCGCUCGCUUUUCCUCCUCCACCACCUCCAUCUCAGGCAACUCAGGACAUGAGCAAACCCCCGACUGCUCAGCCAGAAUUCCCUUACAGUCAGUUUGGGUACGGGCAAGACUUGAGCGGGUUUGGACAAGGUUUCUCUGACCCCAGCCAGCAGCCCCCUCCCUACGGAGGCCCCUCGGUGCAGCCCUCCAGCGGCCCCCCGGCCGGCGGCAGCGGCUUCGGCCGGGGACAGAACCACAACGUGCAAGGAUUCCACCCCUACCGGCGCUAGCCUGGGCUGGCAAUCAGGGAGUGCUGUCCACAGGGACCUCUGGGCCCAGCUGAACCCCGGGAUCCCAGACUUCUGAACUUGUGACAAUCACAUUACUUGAUGGAAGAAAAAAAACCUAACAACAAUUUUUUUUCGUGGGGCGGGGGCGGGUGGGGGCAGAUGGCUUCUGAAGGCAGAGCUGUGGGUGUUUGGACUGCAGUUUUUAAAGAUUUUCCUUUCUCUAACCCAUCAGCACAAAUAAAGAAAAUGUCACUGGUUCAAAUUACAGGGUUUUAAAAAUGUCUUCAGCUUUAAUUCAAAACUUCAGGUUUCUUUUUUUUGAAAUUAUUUUUCCUGAGCCUUUGUUUUACCGUAUAUUGUAAACUUUUAUGUUUAAAAGAAAAAAAAAAUAUAUACAUUUACAGAUUGUGAAAUUUUUAAGAGAAAUUUUCUACUAUGUAUGCUGGCUUAUUUUUUAAUUUAAAACAGGGUUUCCGUGAGCGCUGUCGGAGGCAGGGGGGGAAGAGCUGCAGCCCCUCCCUCCCUCCCCACGGCAGCGCUGGGGCGGAGGGUUCCAAACUCUGGGAGUUGACAGAAACCUGCUGAGUGUAUUUUGCUGUUUGUUCUGGGGGGCAGAGCUGGGCCGGGGCAGGAGCUGCGGAGGCACUCGGGGAGCGCCGCGCCCGCAGCGCCGCGUGUGGAUUUCCCUCAGGCAAAAAAAGGUUUUGGUGCGUUUGGCACUGAGCAGUGCCGAGCCCUGGUUUGAAUAAAGACAAGAACCUUUGGAUUAGAAACACCA